GCGAGGCCGUGUCGCGAGGCGGCCCCGCGGGCGGGCGCCGACCUGGUGUCAUUGGGCUCCGAGCAGCGGACGCGGCGGCCGCGGGACCGGCAGGGCCAUGGCGGGCGCUCUGGCGCGGAAAGCGGCGGACUAUGUCCGCAGCAAGGACUUCCGGGACUACCUCAUGAGCACGCACUUCUGGGGGCCUGUGGCCAACUGGGGCCUUCCCAUCGCUGCCAUCAACGACAUGAAGAAGUCUCCGGAGAUCAUCAGUGGGCGGAUGACGUUCGCCCUCUGUUGCUACUCCUUGACCUUCAUGAGAUUUGCCUACAAGGUGCAGCCACGAAACUGGCUCCUUUUUGCCUGCCAUGCGACCAAUGAGGUGGCCCAGCUCAUUCAGGGAGGACGGCUCAUCCAAUACGAGAUGACCAAAAAGGCCUCCGCAUAGGACGGGCUGAGGCUGCUCCGAGGGCCAGCGUCGCCAGCUGCCGCUGCUGAGUCACAGCUGCUCCCUGCGCGCCCCGGGACCGUGG
Messenger RNA from Ochotona princeps (American pika), 512 nucleotides. It is a transcript of the gene MPC1, whose product is annotated as mitochondrial pyruvate carrier 1. Gene Ontology annotation, cellular component: mitochondrial inner membrane. The coding region runs from base 98 to 427 and encodes 109 amino acids. Gene Ontology annotation, biological process: pyruvate import into mitochondria. NCBI's taxonomy places the organism in Eukaryota, Metazoa, Chordata, Mammalia, Lagomorpha, Ochotonidae. The transcript has 5 exons. The record is from RefSeq and is a predicted model, not a curated record.